CAGGAGCUUGCUUGGCAUCGCCACCCCAAAGCAACGGGCCCCCCGGAGCACCCCUUUCUGCACCUCCCUAACUGUCUGGCUUACCUGGUCCUUCCUGCCCUCCUUUGUGCUGUGCAGUGCCCGUCAAAAGAUUAGGCAAUGGCCCAAGCUCUGGACUUGGUGCCUUGGCCGCCAGAUGCCAGCCCCAUCUACGCAGCACCCGCAGUUCUCAUUCCCCUGGAGCCCAAGAAGACCAUGUUAGCUGGAGUGAAGGAGCGCCUCUACCACCCCUGCCUGCCAACCCUGAGGCGCAUGGACAUGGACACCAUGGCCCACAGACUCACCGACACACACUCCAGGACCACCACCACCUGCUCCAAAGAGGAUUUCCAAAGGGCGACCUUCACCUUGGCCGGAGUGCCCAGCAGGCUCCUCCCCUCCCGGGCCGUUCUGGAGCUGCGCCAGUCGCGGGCCGGCCGGUACCGCGCGGGGAAGCUGGCCCCGCUGCCGCCCGGUACCAACCAGGAGGAGUGGCCCAGCUACACGCGCGCCAUGGAGGACUGGUCCCGCUUCGUCUCCGCCGCCGGCGAGUUCGCGCUGCCCAGCCUCAACCGCAAAGUUCUUGGGUUCAGCUGUUAUGCUGUCAGAUACUUAAAACCAGACAUCACUCAAACCUGGAGGUAUUGCCUCAAUCAGAAUCCCAGCCUGGAUCGAUAUGGACCAAAGCCUCUUCCUUACAACACCGUGAACACCUACAGGAGCUUUGGAACCGCCCACAGCCGCUCUCACUACCUUGAGCCCUGGCGCUAAGGAGCUGGUUUCUGAAGAGGCCUGCUUGCCCAGGCGUUGAGCAUCCACAAACAAUAAAAGCUAUUAGUGGCCGAGGAAGGCACCUCCCAGGCAGGCAAAUGUUUUCGGCCUUGUGCUUUAAGUCUGAAGGAUGCAGACCAAGAGGAAAGGCCUCCCUCCGGGUGUAACAAGAAGCAGCAGCCCCAGCAUCUGAGCACCUUCUGAAACAACCUAGGAUCUGACCAGCCUAAAAAGGGCAGCAUUUUUCUUUCACCAUAUGGAAAAUUGGGGGACCAAGAAGUCCUUGUUCUCAUCUGCAGCUCACGGAUAUGAUGGCACUGAAAAUAGUUGCUUAUGACUGGUCCUCACACUUACAACCGUCGCAGCAUCCCCAUGGCCACAUGAUCAAAAUUCAGGCACUUGGCAACCAGCCUGUAUUUAAGAUGAUUGUAGCAUCCUGGGGUUAUCUGAUCGCUAUCUGUGACUUUCCCAGCUGGCUUUUGACAAGCAAAGUCAAUGGAGGAAGCUGGAUUCGCUUAAUAGCCGCACAAUCCACUUAACAACUGCAAUGAUUCAUUUAGCAACGCUAGCAGAAAAGAUUAAAUUGGGUGCAACUCACUUAACAGUCACCUUAGCAACAGAAAUUCUGGUGUUCUGGGUACUUUCUCAUUAGACUCACCAGAGUUUUGUUCUUGAAGGUGCCGCUUUCCGGCCCAGGAGCCGAGGGAAAUUGAUGGCCCCUGAAAGAGACCCUGACUGACUGCACUGCCAGCCCAACCCCAGAAGCAUAUCGGGGCUUCUGCCCAUCCAGAAGUGUUGACUCUUAGAAGUGGGCAAGAUCAAGAAACAUGGCGGGAGUCCCAGGCACAUCUGCCUGCAAAGCCUGCCCAAGUUUCUCCCUGCCCAUAUAAGCAAAGUCAAGAUUGGGUUAUUUUGAGUUUCUUUCUCAGAAGUGACCCGUUUUUUCCCUUUCCAUUCCAGGGUCAUACAUGCAUUCCUUUGCACCAAGGCUGUUUUCCCCACCCACCACUCUCCUUGCUUCCUUUCUUGCCUGUGCGAAGAAGAGGGAAGUCUUCAGCUGUCAGUUCCCCACCCCAGAGGGCUAAAAGAUGAGAGAAGGGGCAGCACUGGGGGAGGGGGCUGGCAGACUCUCCCGCAACCCAAAGGGAAAUGACCUUAAAUAUCAGGGCUCAGGGCAGUGCCAGCAAAGCUUUGGCUGAUCAAAAGGAUAGCCCUCCUGCUUGGCACGGCUGGUGCCAACUGAAGAGAAAAGCCACCUUAGGAAGGGAGCAAGGAAAGACGGGCAGAGGAUGCCAUGCAUCCAUGUCUUUCCAGAUGAUCAGGAAUCCUCACACCAGGGUAAGCAGCAGGUGCAAAUGAAUGUUGGUUUCCAAAUAACCGAGUUUAGCCUGUUCUGCAAAGAACAGCCACCUUUGGAAAAUAAUCCCCAGCGUGACUAGUUUUGCAGUUGGCAUCUGUGGCUGUUGGGCAUGUUGGUAGGAGCUGCUGACAUUGCCACUCUUACAUCCGAGAACCAGGACAGCAACUGCACCCCUGAACCAAAACUUUCAGCAAGGCUCCAAGGAUGAGCCUUGUCUCAUCCUGGCAUUUCCUCUGUUCCGCAGGUGCAUUAAACAAGGCCAUUUACUCUCCAGCCCUCUCCAAAGUAGCAGCCUCUGGCGCUCCACCCUUUGCUGCUCCCAGUUGUGCCAACGCCAACUGCUCUCCAACCGCUCUCGAAGCCCCACUUGAAGUUUUAACACCUGGAUGUGAAGGUGUUGCUGGCCUCACCUCCUUCUGCCUUGGAGGCUUUGUUGUCUGUGCCCCUGCACAGACUGCCCGAUUCCUCCAAUGCGUCUUGUUAGAAUUCUGGCAGAAAUUGGUCCAGCCUUGAAUGAGUCCAUUGUUGUAGAAAAGCUGCUGUUGUGAUCUCAACUGUCCACCCUCAGUUCGGCAGUGUUACCAUUCAAGAGCCUUUGGGUGACUGAGCUUCCAACAACCCCUUAGGAUUCAGCAGCUGACAUUCAAUAAUGGGGCAAUUGUUUGUGCCCAAGCGGCUCAUUCCCACACUCAGAUGUAUUUCAAAUUGUUUUAAGUGAGUGUAAUCUAAAGUAACCCCCGGGUCUACCAGGUUUUUGAUGUUCAAUUCCUGGUUCGCCUCUUGAUUGCACAAAUAUCCACCUGAGGCUGCUAUGCAUAAUCCAAUCUUGGAUUGUAUUGAUAGAGACAUAUUGCUUGUGUUGACCUAGAGUAGACACCAUAUCCGAUACUGCAGGAACACCAUGCGUCUGGGUCUGCAUUCGUGGCAUCUAUGCCUUCUGUAAGCAACCAAAUGUUGGUCUUGGCAUCAGUUUGGGACAAGCCCCCUUCCAUUUACGACACCUUCUUAUCCACCAACUGUGAAGGGAAAACGGGAAAGUGGGGAGAGAAACUGAUGUGCUGCCUGAACUCUUUAGGGAUCAGUAGAAUUAAAAUCCAGAAAGACACCUUUUUUGUUGACAGGAGCCUCCUUGUCUUGCAACAACUGUGUGCUGUUAAAUGUAUGCUGUUCUUGAAACGUUGACUGCUUUAAAAAGUACUGGUUUUACCCAUCCAAUUCCCAGUUCUGGUGCUUACCAUUUUCACUGAACUUGUUCACAGGAGCUCGGCUUAAAACCCAGCCUAUGCAUCAAUUCUUGGGCAAGUUCAUUUUCUCACACCUGGCCUAACCUAAAGGAUGUUGCAACAGAUAAAUAGAAUGAGGUAGUUCUGAGCUCUUGGCAAAAGAGCAUAUUUCUUUUUAAAAAAAUUGAAUAUAUUGGGAAAUCUGCCCUGGGUGCAAUACAAGUAUUUCCCUUCCAAAUUUUGCCUAGAACCCGGCAAGGCCUAUGUUAGCAACAGAAAAGCAAAGCACCAAGAGCCUCACUUUGUAUCUGGGCAUGGGACCCCAGUUAUAUGAAGGACGCAUCUUCUGGCUGUGUUCGACACUUUCCUUAGCUGCUACAUAUUUUAAUGUUUAUAUUCUUGAAACUAUUUUUAAUUGACUUUAAUUUUGUUUGCCACCUGCUCACUUGAGAUGGGUAGCCAUCGAAAAUAAAGCAAGACAAAUUCACUU
Crotalus tigris (Tiger rattlesnake) is the source of this 3862-nucleotide messenger RNA. RefSeq names its product testis, prostate and placenta expressed (gene SPMIP8). Lineage: Eukaryota; Metazoa; Chordata; Lepidosauria; Squamata; Viperidae. The record is from RefSeq and is a predicted model, not a curated record. The transcript is spliced from 8 exons. The coding region runs from base 139 to 789 and encodes 216 amino acids.